AUGGCCAACACUUCAGUCCCUAUCUUCGGCUGGGUAGACGAGCCCGACGGCCGCGGCACCUGGGGCAUUCUCUCGACAUGUCUUCUGACUAUUAUCCUGUGCUGUUGGACAUCAGUAUGCCCGAAUAUACCUGCUCCGUCAGAUGGAAACUUUACUCGCAUACGCGAUAAACUUCAUCUGGCGCUGAUGGGCGUUCUUGGGCCAGAGUUCUUGCUCAUGUUGACAUUGGGUCAGUGGACGUCAGCGAGGGCGUCAGUGAAGGGAAUCAAGGAACUGGGCUACAGUGACUGGACCAUGGUGCAUGGCUUCUACGCCGACAUGGGUGGCUUUGUGCUUCAUGGACCAGGAAUCAAAGCCCCGUUUCCGGUAGAUGCGCGGCAAUUGCUGUUCCUACUGCAACGCGAAUACAUCGAAUACCCUCGGAUUGCAAAAGAAGACAUCGACGAUCGAAACAAGUCGGAUGGGUUCACGAGAUGCAUCGCUGUUUUUCAGGCGGUGUGGAUGGUCAUCAACUGCCUCACGCGGGUAGCGCAGGGUUUGGCCCUGACGACACUAGAGCUGACUACGAUGUCAUUUAUAUUGGUGUUUUUUGUGACUUCGUUCUGCUGGUACCGUAAACCGCAGGAUAUCACUACUACAGUGCCUAUUCAUACUGUUGUUCACAUCGACCAAAUUCUCGCAGAGAAUGGAAUCUACUCCCCAGAUCUCUGGUACAACACCCCAUUAGACUUUAUCAACGGCGAAAUCUACUUUUGCGAGCGCUUCUGGCGCUACUUUACGCAGAUUCUACAACAAAUCCACCUACCUAUAUUCUCACGGAGGGUAGACGCCCGACCCUAUAACCGUAUCCCAAGCGAUCAAUUCCAGUUCUUGGAUGCACCAGCUGAAACCCUGGGUGUUCCUGUGAUAGUCUUUUUUGGGUCCAUCUUCAUGUUCGCGUGGCAUUUUGACUUUCCGUCAGUUACCGAACUAGUCCUAUGGCGAGUGGCUAGCAUCUACACGCUGGUAUUUACAUUUUUGGGGGGCAUCUGCGCGCAGUACUGCCAUAAAGUUCUAUUUCCACAAUGGGAAAAACAGCGACGACCCAAUUUACUACUGAGUAGUCUGCCCAGGGAUGAUGAGAGGAACGACUCCUCCCUUGCGGCGAGGCUGCGCAAUAUACACCAAUCAAAGGAUCCCCGCCUGGAUAUUCCGCUGAGGGCUUUCAUUCCGGUGUGCAUACUGUGUGCUUUUUACUGUGUGUGUCGGACUUAUAUACUUGUCGAGGACUUUAUCGGACUACGAAAUCUACCCGAUAGUGCAUUUCAGACGGUGCAGUGGUCAGACUAUGUACCUCAUUGGUAG
This is a messenger RNA of Talaromyces rugulosus, 1344 nucleotides long. RefSeq lists its product as uncharacterized. The record is from RefSeq and is a predicted model, not a curated record. Bases 1 to 1344 code for a protein of 447 amino acids. The transcript is spliced from 3 exons. NCBI's taxonomy places the organism in Eukaryota, Fungi, Ascomycota, Eurotiomycetes, Eurotiales, Trichocomaceae.